This is a messenger RNA of Trametes versicolor FP-101664 SS1, 826 nucleotides long. RefSeq lists its product as uncharacterized. Bases 82 to 642 code for a protein of 186 amino acids. The transcript has 3 exons. NCBI's taxonomy places the organism in Eukaryota, Fungi, Basidiomycota, Agaricomycetes, Polyporales, Polyporaceae. The record is from RefSeq and is a predicted model, not a curated record.
ACCUCUGCGCGCCGGUCGCGUCAAUUCCUGCUCGAUACGUAACCGUUAUUGCUGUACGACUUCUGCACACGUCUACUCGACAUGGUUAAUUCCCGGUCUUACGUCGUACCUGGAUGUCGCACCACGUACAGACCUCUCCUGUCACGCUUUUACGGCGCAGGGCAGCAGAAAUCAAGACCCCUAACCUUGAUGGCGCGCUGCGAUGGCCACCAUCGCUAUCCGUUGGUAGAGGGCGUCUUGGACGACAUGUCAAUUCAACCUUACGUGCACAACUGCUCCGUCUCGGUCCUCCACAAGAACCGCUGGUCCCGGUACAUCGUCUUCUUUAAAGUUCACCGUCGUCUUCCUGUCAACCGCGCCGUGUCUCUCGUCGCACGCACGCGUUCUAUUCGCGGAGACGUUGUCGUUAUGCGCACCGGUGUCGACGGUCGUGUCGUCGGUAUGCGCCACGGAGACGCGGUCGUCGCUGAUCAAAUUGUGACGAGACUGGGUGAAACUAUGGUUUCCUCGCGCUACCGCAAGAAGAGGACGAUCCCUACAGAGUUGUUGAUCGUCACGAGAGUGUCCAAGUCGCGGCGCCAGUGGGAGGCGGAGUUAGGGAGGCGAUGCGAGGAGACACCGGCGGUGGUUCGUAGGCGAUGAAGUCUGUAGCGAGUGUAGCAGGCGCAGCAGCUCCGGCGAAUGUAUCCUUCUUGUUACCGUGAGGAGAUCGUGACGACGGGAUCUUGUGGUCAGCGUUUGACUGUCCUUCGUCGCGAGAAUGACCGAGCAUGGAUGACGGGAAGAGAUAGACAAAUGGAGAGAGGUGGGCGGAGUGGGAGGGUGG